AGGAGGGAGUAUACAUUGUUGAAAAAGUAGUAUAUAGAUAACUUAUUUCUUAUCUUGUUAUUAAACUUACGAAGGAAAAAAAAUAGAAAAAUUAAUUCUCAUUACUAAACUUACCGCGAAGGGAAAAAAUUAUGAAAAAAAUAAAUAUACUACAAAACUUAACUAUUAAGAAAAAACAAAUUUCAACUAUAAAUAUUAGUAGCAGGAAGUGUAACGGCAAAACACAAUCAAUGGAGAAAGAACAGAGCAAGAAAAAUAAUAGUAAUACUUGUCUAUCCAUGCUACCGGAGGAAUGUAUCACCAAGAUCUUUGCCUUUACGAGCCCACAAGACGUUUGCCGCUUUUCCUUAGUCUCCACAUAUCUCCAUUCCGCAGCCGAUUCUGAUUCUGUUUGGGCAAAGUUCCUGCCAUCCGAUUAUCUGUCUAUCAUCACCAAAUCAGAGACUCCAAUCCCCGAUUUUCGAUCACUCAAGGAUGCCUAUGUUUAUCUCGCCGAUCAUCCACUCUUAAUUGAUGAAGGUCACAAGAGUUUCUCAUUGGAUAAAUGGACGGGAAAGAAAUGCUACUUCUUAGGUGCAAGAGAUCUUAACUUAUCAUGGGGUGAUUCGCUAGAACAUUGGAAAUGGAUUUCUGUACCAGAGUCCAGAUUUCCGGAGGUAGCUUGGCUGGAGCUUGUAUGGUGGUUUCAAAUUUUGGGAACAAUAAGAGCUGGGAUUCUAUCACCGUUGACAUCCUACACAGCGUACCUUGUUUACAAGUUAGAAGAUUAUUCUUAUGGGUCUGAUGCUAGAAACGUGGAGGUUUCAGUUGAAUUUUGUGGUGUCAAAUCUGCAAACGUGCGGUUCCUUUUUUUGGAUCCGGAUCAUCCUAGUAACAUGGAGCUUGAUCAUAAACCAGUUCCGAAACUUAGAAAAGAUGGCUGGUUCGAGUUAGAAUUGGGUAAUUUUUCGACUGAAAAUGAAGAUGAUUGCAUAGAGUUGACAAUUGAAGAUGUGAUACCUGAUUUUCAGGCAAAAGGAGGGCUCAUUGUUGAAGGAUUUGAGAUCAGGCCAACAAUUGCUUAGCGAUUUUACUGUUGUUAUUCAGCCCUUUAGGCAACUAGUUUAAGUUUUGCCUUUUUGAGGCCUUUUUUCUUCUUUGAAAACCUGUUUCUUUGCUGGAAUGAAGUAGCACAAGUUUCGAAUAUUAUGAUACAUUUUGAAUAUUAUGAUACAUGGUGUUAGCGCUCCUA
Molecule: messenger RNA, 1231 nt
Organism: Solanum pennellii
Lineage: Eukaryota; Viridiplantae; Streptophyta; Magnoliopsida; Solanales; Solanaceae
Product: putative F-box protein PP2-B12
Exons: 3
Coding region: 132-1064 (310 amino acids)
Molecular function (GO): protein binding
Source: RefSeq, a predicted model, not a curated record